This is a messenger RNA of Micromonas pusilla CCMP1545, 888 nucleotides long. RefSeq lists its product as uncharacterized. The record is from RefSeq and is a predicted model, not a curated record. Bases 31 to 888 code for a protein of 285 amino acids. Lineage: Eukaryota; Viridiplantae; Chlorophyta; Mamiellophyceae; Mamiellales; Mamiellaceae. The transcript has a single exon.
CGACCUCGUCGUUACCGUUCAUCUAAAACAAUGGCGAUCGCCCAGGUUUCCCUCAUCUCCGCCGUGAAGGCCGCGCCGACCGCGCGCGUCGCGAAGUCCGCCAAGGCGCGCUCCGCGGUCGUCGUCGCCAAGGCUGGCAAGGCGAGCAAGGUCGAGGUCGCGAAGAAGGCCGCGCCCGUCGCGCUCUCCGUGGGUGCGUCCUCCCCCGACGACAGUCUCGCUCGCGGGCGAUCGCGCGACGUUCCACUCGAACGCGCGCCGCGCGUCGCGAUCGCGAUCGCGUCGCGCUCGCGGCCGAUCGCGCGCGGAAUCGGCGUCGCGCCGCGUGAUUCUUACCCCACGAACUUCUCGCGCCGGAUCCCGGAGGGGGUCCGGUCCGACCGCGCCGCGAUCGCGCCGCGCGCGCCGCGCGAACCGCCACCGCGCGCCGUCCGUCGUCUUACCGUUCCCUUCCCUUCCCUCCCAUCUCCCGUCCGCGCUCCCCCUUUUAGCUCUCUCCGCCGCGCCCGCGAUGGCCGCGGUCCCGGUCGAGGUCGCGCAGGUCGCGGACGUCACCCCGGUCCUCUACUUCGCCUUCCUCGGCUCCUCGCUCGCGUUCGCCGUGGGCACCUACAUCGCGCUCACCAAGAUCAAGCUCAUCUGAGCGACGCGCGCGGGCGGUUCGAUAGGAUAACUAACACAGCGGUGGUCGCCGCGCGCGAGGAGGCGGCUGAAGUUCGUCCAAGGCUGAAGCGACGACGAGACGAGAGCCGAAGGGUACGGGGGCGCGGCGGGAGUGUCUGGCGGUGGGGUCUGAAGAUUUUUUUAAUCGAUUCGAUCGACUCUCGACUCGCGACGUUCGCCGCGCGCUCCGCUCCGUCGAUCGCUACCACGCGCGCGGACUACUAG